GUCGUUUCAGUUCGUGCGCAUGACAUAAGGUCCGCGCAUGUCAAUCAAAGUUUAAGAACAGCCCAGAGUUUUGUUGGCCGGUCUUGGUUGGAGCAAGAUACACAUAAUAGGAAGCCAUUGAAAACUAAAUUACUGACAUAUUUAGCUGCAAAAUGCAGUACAACAAUAAUAUAUUCCACAGCAAUUCAAUGUAUAGAUCAAGACCCGAUCACAAUGACCAGUUUGGAAAGCAAUCAAACUAUUGGUGCGGCCCUCCGCAGCACAGCAUCGCGCCAGUUCAAGACUUUGGUGGACCAGUUACGAAACAAUACAAGAACAAAAACCAACAAGACAACCAGCAACUUGCCACGCCUGUAUGGUCCGAGACGGAGUUGAAGCCGUUCCGCAAGAACUUCUAUGUACCACACAACAACAUCAAAAACAGGCAGCAACAUGACGUCGACCUGUUCAGACAGAAACGCGACAUAAUCGUGCGGGGAACGAAUAUACCCCAUCCGAACAUUUGCUUCGAGGAGAACAGCUUCCCCGAAUACGUGAUGCAGCCGUUGCUCAAGCAGGGCUUCAACGAACCCACCGCCAUACAAUCGCAGGGCUGGCCGAUCGUACUCAGCGGCAGGGAUCUGGUGGCAAUCGCCCAUACCGGUUCCGGUAAGACAUUGGCUUACAUACUGCCCGCCACCAUUCACAUCAACAGCCAACAAAGACCCCAGCGCGGAGAAGGACCGAUCGUCUUGAUUCUUGCUCCAACCAGGGAACUUGCCCAACAAAUACAGAAAGUGGCGCACGAAUUCGGAUCGACCACCAUGAUCCGCAACACCUGCAUCUUUGGAGGUUCGCCCAAGGGGCCGCAGGCUAGAGAUCUGGAGCGGGGUGUUGAAAUAGUGAUCGCGACGCCCGGCCGGCUUAUUGAUUUUCUGGAGAAGGGCACGACGAACCUCCACAGGUGCACGUACCUCGUCCUGGACGAGGCCGAUCGCAUGUUGGACAUGGGCUUCGAGCCCCAGAUAAGGAAGAUCAUCCAACAGGUGCGACCUGAUAGACAGGUACUGAUGUGGUCGGCCACUUGGCCGAAGCAAGUACAAGCGUUGGCCGAGGAGUUUUUGGUUGACUACAUUCAGGUGAACAUUGGAAGUUUGUCUCUUUCGGCCAACCACAACAUAAAACAAAUCGUUGACGUCUGCGACGAGUCAGAAAAAGAAGAUAAACUCUCCAAACUCUUAAAAGAGAUUGGAUCCGAUCGUAAUAAUAAAAUAAUCGUUUUCGUUGAAACCAAGAAGAAGGUGGACGACAUCACCAAACGCAUUAAACGUGACGGUUUCUCGGCGAUAUGCAUCCACGGUGACAAGUCGCAACCCGAACGUGACUACGUGCUCAGCGAGUUCCGUAACGGAAAGUCCUCAAUUUUGGUAGCAACAGAUGUGGCCGCCAGGGGAUUGGACGUGGAAGACGUAAAAUAUGUCAUCAACUACGAUUAUCCAAACUCCAGUGAGGACUAUGUGCACAGAAUCGGCAGGACUGGAAGAUGUUCUCAAGCUGGUACUGCGUACGCAUUUUUCACUGCCAACAAUCAGAGGCAAGCGAAGGACUUGAUUGCCGUUUUAGAAGAAGCUGGACAGGAAAUCACGGCUCCUCUGCAAGAGCUGGCGCAGUCCAUGCGAUCGACCCAGAACGGUCGCAACCACUGGCGCAACAACAAUCGCAAGAAGGACAACAACUCGCCCGGUUCCAACGGAUCGAACAACGGCGGCACCCGUGUUGGACAAAAGACCUGGACGAAUAAGAAUUUCAACAACGGCGGUACUGACUACAGACAAAACGGUAUGCACAACAAGGGUCCCAGAACCAACGACGGACAAAUGGGACGCGGCCCAAGAAACGGUGGUUACGGCAACUCGCCUAUGCAACAGUACAAUGCUUACCAGAAUUCGCAAUAUCAGCACCAUCAACCGCAGGGUUACCAGUCAUCGUAUAGUCCACCGAACAUGUACCAGAAUGCCGGACCUAGAACUUACGGUAACGGACAACGUGGUUACAACGGACAACAACGCGGCGGCUACAACCAGCGACAGCAAUACGCCGGCGGCCCACCACCGGCCACCAGCCCGAACCUUUACCACACGAUCCAGCCACAGGCUUACAUGAUGCAACCGGCGCCGGCGGCCGCCGCCACCGCCGACGGUCUGCAGGGCAUCAUCAACCACAAGUUCUUCCAGACGACGGGCGGUCGCAUACCCGGCGCCGGAGCGACCAAUCCCUGCGCCUACCAAUCGCUGGGUCAGGGCCAGGCCAAUCCGUUCGGACAGUUCGCCGCGGGGCCGAUGCCCUAUGCGGCCUACUCGUACGGACAGGCGCCGCCCACCGCCGCCGUGCAGCAGUAAGCUUUUAGAAAGGGGAAAUCAUAUGUCCCUCCUUUUCCGAUGUUUUCUUACUAAUAAUUUUUAUGUGGUAGGUUAUGUAUGUCUAUAAAAAUAAAUGUAAAUAAUUUAUAAUGCAAGAAAAUAUACAAUAGUUAUUGCUAUUGCUGAUUUGCAACUAGUUUUAUGGAAUAAUUUGUGAUCUAAUACAGAUUGGCUUACAAUUAUAUAUUAAAAAGUUACUUACUACAUGAUGAUGUAAGUAAAGAAUUAUUUAAGAUGUACAGUUAGGAUAACCAGUAAAUCGGUCUAAUUUUGAAUUACAAGAACCUACCACUCUCUAGAGCUACACAACGCAUCGGAUAGGGAGAGAUGUUGUCAAAUUUGUGCGUCCCACCUGCAUUAUCUAUGGUCAAAAUUUUAUGCAUAAUUUCAUUGCAUUGUAUUGUUUUUCAUGUUGUUAUGCGUAAACUGGGUGUUCUCUAGCAAACAGAACGAGCGAAUAACGUAUUCCUAUUGGUGGACUUGGCCAAGUUCACCUUUCAACAAGUAAAUACCAAUUUCAUUAAAAUUAUUAUCACAAAUCGACAUUAUUUUAAAUGGAAUAUGUGUAUAUGUAACCAUAUAGUAUUUACAGAUGUGACGGAAAGGCGUCAGUUUAUUUUUUUUUAGUUUACAUUAAAUAUAGAUAAUAGUUUUAAUAAAAUGUGGUGCUAAGUCCAGAUGACGGUUGGUAAUAGAAAAGAAUUGAUUUGGUUUAAGGUAUAGUCCCAGGUGGUGGUUUGCACUGCUUCGCGCUUGAUGUUGAUUAUUGUAUUCCAUGCAAUGGCUCUCCUUACAAUUUAUUAUUACUCUAGGUGUAUUUGUAGCUGCAGCGGUUAUGAUGUCGGUCGUUUGUCCGUUCUUCAUAUAUUAUAUACACAAUUAUACAUAUAUUAUUAAACCCUAUGACCGUCCUGCAGCGCUCCCUAUCCCCUUAAAAGUAAUGUUUAAAUUUAUCUUUAGUAAGUGUGUGAAUUAGGUUAGUAAAACCAGUUGUAACUAUCUGUAUGCUGUUGAAAUGCACGAAACAUAUAGAAGGGGAGUUCGGGCUCGUUUCGUUAUAGUAUUUUGAUACAUGCUAUAAGAUAUGAUUGGAUAUCUUAUUGUAGACUUAUAAAGAGUUAAUAAAAAAAGAAAAUAUUAAGCAGUCAAAAGAUGAUAUUUCGAUAUACCAAAGGAUCUAAAAUAUAUAAGUGCUCGUUGUAUUAUAAAGAAUAGUCAAAAGUGAUAUAUUUAGUUGAAACAGAAAUUUAAUAAACGUGUAAACAAGAUAGGUCUAGAUGGCAUAUUUUUUUAAACGAUUGGUUUUCGUUAUUCGUGAAGGAAACUAGGCGUUUAUAAUAGAACGAGGUACAAAAGUUUAGGUAGAAAUUGUAGUUUUUAUUUAUUCGGGAGAGCUUAUGAUUGUUUCGUUUUAAAUUAUUGCCUCGGCAGUCAGUACUAGCUUUGAAGUAUGGAUGUUUUGACUGUACCGGAAUAAGCCAGAGUGAGAGUUUAAUGGUUUUUAGACGUACGUGUCGUGUGCAAGUGCCCCGUUUCUCCGUACAUGCCUUUCUGUUUUUAAUUUAUUGCGGAUCUUGACAUGACUGCUUGUGUCGUGUACAUAUGUGUAGUAUUAAGUAUUAUUCUCGUUUGUCGUUUAGCGUGGCGCUGAUGAGCGCACGUCCAUCUGUGAUAUUUUAGCGAGUAAAAGGGUAGCAAAAGAAUAAUAUUAACUUUCAUCUCCGUGUCUGGGGGAAAACGCCGAGCAUUUUCUAUCAAACUCCACGCCUAGCGAAUCGCGAAUGCUGGGUCAUUCAAUGAUUUUUCAUUCAACUUUCAAGUUACUGCUGUUUUUUGACAAAUUUUGUAAAAAUAUAUUAUUCAUAUAUUGUUAUAAUAGAGAUUUGUUGGCUGUGGAAAUUGGUAGUACGGUUUAGCAAUGUGUAAUAAACAUUGAUUGGAAUGUGAUAUUUUCUAUUAAGACUGAAAUAUCUCUAGAUAUAUUUUUUUUAUUAUUAUCUGCUAUGAUUGUAAUAGUGGGUUAACCAGCACUUUGAAUUAAUUGUUCAAAGGUUUACCGUUCCAAUGAGUUUUAGUUUAAUUUUCUGAAAGGUAACAGCGUUUCUCGGACUGAGUAGUGCAUUCAAAAGUAUUUUGCACAAAGUUAUAUCAUUAUUCUACAAUGUUAUCAUUCACGCCAUUGCAUCUUAACGAUUAACGAUUUUAUCAAUAUUUAAUAUUUUGUAAUAAUUAUUUUUUUCAAGUCAAUUAUUUUGUGGUAUUUAUUAAAACUCAAAGUACCUAUAAUAUAUUUAUAAGUCUCGACCAGAAUUGUUGAUAAAUCAACAGUGAUCCUGAAAAAUUUUUGGUCAUGUUUAGUACAAUAUAUAUUUACUUCAUCAUUAGUUUAUAUACAUGGCCCCGCAUUAAAACUCUCUUAAGAAUAAAUAAUAAUAAUAUAAUUAUUUAUAUACUCUUCUGUAAGUUUCCAGCAAGUGCAUUUCUUGUAUGUAAUACAGUAUUAAUAUAGUAGUAUUUAAAAUAUAUUUUUUUUCGAUAUAUAUUGUUAUUUGUUUAUUUUUUAAAAUUGAUUGUAAAUUGAAUUUAAAAAAAUUAUGAUAUAAUAUAUUCAAAUACUGUAGUAA
This is a messenger RNA of Aethina tumida (small hive beetle), 5023 nucleotides long. RefSeq lists its product as uncharacterized. The transcript has 6 exons. The record is from RefSeq and is a predicted model, not a curated record. Gene Ontology annotation, molecular function: RNA helicase activity; RNA binding; ATP binding. Lineage: Eukaryota; Metazoa; Arthropoda; Insecta; Coleoptera; Nitidulidae. Gene Ontology annotation, cellular component: cytoplasm; nucleus; ribonucleoprotein complex. Bases 153 to 2378 code for a protein of 741 amino acids.